GCCGCAUCUCCCGCAAGAAUGAAGACCAUUCUUAGCAAUCAGACAGUCGACAUUCCAGAAAAUGUCGACAUCACUCUGAAAGGACGCACAGUUAUUGUGAAGGGCCCCAGAGGAACCCUCCGGAGGGACUUCAACCACAUCAAUGUGGAACUCAGUCUCCUUGGGAAGAAAAAGAAGAGGCUCCGAGUUGACAAAUGGUGGGGAAACAGAAAGGAGUUGGCAACUGUCCGCACGAUCUGUAGCCAUGUACAGAACAUGAUCAAGGGGGUUACACUGGGCUUCCGUUACAAGAUGAGGUCUGUGUAUGCUCACUCCCCCAUCAACGUCGUUAUUCAGGAGAAUGGGUCUCUCAUUGAAAUUCAGAAUUUCUUGGGUGAAAAAUACAUUCGCCGAGUUCGUAUGAGGGCAGGUGUUGCUUGCUCAGUAUCUCAAGCCCAGAAAGAUGAACUAAUCCUUGAAGGAAAUGACAUUGAGCUUGUUUCAAAUUCAGCUGCUUUGAUUCAGCAAGCCACAACAGUCAAAAACAAGGAUAUCAGAAAAUUUUUGGAUGGUAUCUAUGUUUCUGAAAAGGGAACAGUUCAGCAGCCAGAUGAGUAAGAUCCAAGAGUUAAUCCAGCCGCAGAAACAAGCUUCUGGAUUGUAAAGCUAAUCUGAUAUUUUAAUGAGACAAUAAAAAAUCU
This is a messenger RNA of Octodon degus (degu), 680 nucleotides long. Its product is annotated as 60S ribosomal protein L9. The record is from RefSeq and is a predicted model, not a curated record. Bases 19 to 597 code for a protein of 192 amino acids. The transcript has a single exon. Gene Ontology annotation, cellular component: ribosome; cytosolic large ribosomal subunit. Gene Ontology annotation, biological process: cytoplasmic translation. Lineage: Eukaryota; Metazoa; Chordata; Mammalia; Rodentia; Octodontidae. Gene Ontology annotation, molecular function: structural constituent of ribosome; rRNA binding.